AUGUCCAACAACGACUCUGCAAACAUGUCGAACGACAACCAACAACAGCAGACGACCGAGCAACAACAACAGCCCGAACAACAGCAAGAAGCCGAGAUCCGCGGCCUACAAGCCGCCAACCGCGCCCUCGUCGCCGAGAACGUGACCUUCCGCGAGGAGAUCUACGGUCUCCUGCACGGCGAGCAGCCAGCAGAGACGGCGAACCGCGCCCUGGAAGCGGAGAACCGGCUCGAAAUACGGAACCGCGCGCUCGAGGACCGGGUCCAGGGCGUGCAGCAGCGGCUGGAGGACGAGCGCACCGGGUUCUGGAUUAUUGUCCGUGGGCUGGAGCGCAGGAGCCAAGGGCUACAGGACCAGGUAAGACGCCGUGAUGAGCGGGACCGCUUGGUUGCUGAGCUGAGGGAGAUGAUGGCCGUGCUGGUAAGGGCGGAGCAGGCCGAGCAGCAGGCCGGAGGCGUUGAGAUGGAUGCGGAUGCGCCUGGCGAGGCGGGAGAGGCACCGGCGGAGCGCGAGGGGGAUGGUCCGGUUGGUGGUGCUGCCAACGAUUUGGAGCUAGACGAGCACGAGGCGGCGGCAAUUGCGCAGGCGUUGGAGACGGUGGCGACCAUGUUUGGGAACCAUAAUCGCCUUCGCUGA
Molecule: messenger RNA, 636 nt
Organism: Aplosporella prunicola CBS 121167
Lineage: Eukaryota; Fungi; Ascomycota; Dothideomycetes; Botryosphaeriales; Aplosporellaceae
Exons: 2
Coding region: 1-636 (211 amino acids)
Source: RefSeq, a predicted model, not a curated record